Molecule: messenger RNA, 3279 nt
Organism: Penicillium angulare
Lineage: Eukaryota; Fungi; Ascomycota; Eurotiomycetes; Eurotiales; Aspergillaceae
Product: vacuolar protein sorting-associated protein 54
Exons: 3
Coding region: 1-3279 (1092 amino acids)
Biological process (GO): Golgi to vacuole transport; retrograde transport, endosome to Golgi
Cellular component (GO): GARP complex
Molecular function (GO): syntaxin binding
Source: RefSeq, a predicted model, not a curated record
AUGACGAACGCUCCGCGCAAGUCAAUUGAUAGUUUAGCAUCUGGUGCCUCCACGCCAUCUAUAUCCCAUUAUUCCAUGACACAAGUGGAAUCUCCCCGGGUUCCCCCGCAUCGACCCCCCGUAAGGAGGGGAUCGACGGCCAGCUCCAUUGUAAGCAUUGGAGGGAUAUUGGACACAUCGCAACACCAAGGAUCUAUUGCAGAAUCGGGACAUAAUGCGAUCUCGACUCUUUUACAACCACCAAUCGUGCGAACAGGCUUAACGCCCCAUUCCGCUGCAACGGCCACCGGAUACAAGCCCCCAUCAUCUCGUGACAUUGCGCCAGUGACCCUGACGAAUAUCAUACAUGUGGACGCCAAAGUGUUUCAGCCGUACCUGUCGCAGGUUGGCUCGUUAUAUGAUGUAUUUCAACAAUCAAAAGAAAGCAUGGGGGAAGAAGGCCACGCAUCGCCAAAGGUCAAGUCGCCCAAACCUGAGGACAUGGAGUCUUUGAUGCCAUGGAGUCCAGAAAGGAGACCUUCAGCUGUAUCUUCCACCUCUCGACCAACCUCCCCAUACGAUCCGCGAGGCCGACGAUCUUCGGGUGGUCGUGGCCGCGGGCCUGCAGUAACUCCAUUGUCAACGAUCCCACCUGUUUAUUUUGAUGGGGAUUUCCGCCUUGAGAAUCCACGCACCUUUGAUGUGAUAUCGGAGAAGUCAGAGGUUGUGAGGCCACCCAGGCCUCCGAUAAAAGAUGACAAACACUCGAAUGGAGGCCUAGUAGAGCCUGCUCAUACGGGGAGGAAAGCGCUUGCCACGAAUGCCAUCCUCCAAGAAAAGCUCUCUUGGUAUAUGGAUACGGUUGAAAUUCACCUUAUUUCAUCGAUUUCUACUGCCUCCAAGUCUUUUUUUACAGCCUUGGGAUCUUUACGGGAGCUUCAUGCAGAGGCGGCAGACUCAGUGAGCCGAAUUCAAGUUCUGCGACGAGACUUGCAGAAAAUCGAUAAGGAGAUGGCGUUGGGCGGCUUGAAAAUUGUCAAUCUUCGACGACGAAGAGAAAAUGUGAGAAUGUUAGCUGCCGCUGUGGCACAACUACGCGAUGUAGUUGAAUCAGUCUCUCGCUGUGAAGAAUUGGUUGAACAAGGUGACAUUGAAGUUGCCUCUGACGAAUUGGAGGAAGUUGAGAGAUUAAUGGCAGGCGAAAAGAUAUCUGAUCGUCCCCCUGCAGAUGAGGAGCAUGAUCUUCCACGACGUGCGGUUGAUCUUAGGCGCCUGACGGCCCUCGAGGGGGCAUCUGAGGAUCUUUCCCACUUAAGACAGCGCAUUGGUGCGGGCUAUGAAACUCGUUUCUUGAAUGAUCUUCUUGGAGAUCUGCGUGAUCAUGUUCAAAAUGUCUCCUCGGAUAUUACCUUACAGCGAUGGGGCUCUUCUUUCCUACGGCAGCGUGGUGGUAACCGACCUGUAUCAAUGGUAUCACCAGCCUAUAUGAACUUUGAUAAUGAAUUACGGUCCAAAUUGCGUGUUCAACUCACUGGACUUGCUAGAGCGUAUUUCACUACGCCUGCAGCUACUUCCUUCAAAGGGGCUGUGUUGCGGGAAAUGAAAGGUCUUAUCAGGAAACAUUUGCCUAGUUCUAGCGACGAUGACAAUGAGUCUAUGGUUUCUGUUUCAACUGUCGGUGACCGCCAAAGGUCCCAACAAGAGAAGUCUUCCAUUCUGGCUCGAAAUCUCCGAGCACUUGAUUCCGAGGAUGCCUAUCAGAUGCUUUUAGUUGUCUAUACCGGAAUCAGUGAAUGUCUUCGCCGACUGAGCACUCAAGUCAAAAUUCUUCUAGAUAUUGCUAGUGGCCUUGAAAAUCCUCAGGCCAUGGCCGCCAAGUCCCCACGCAGCCCUAAUCCUCAAACUUUUGAACAGCCAUUGAAGCUGCCAAAUGGACGAUUGGUAACAUCUGCUCAGAUGGCACAGGAUGAAAUUCUUCAGGUGUUGGACAUGUCAAGCCUUCUUGGACAAGCGGUUGAUAUUGCUCAAUCUCAAAUUACUAAGGUCUUGAAGGUCCGAUCAGAACAAACAGCACAACUUCCCAAGGAAGAAUUCCUGAAAUAUUUCACUCUCAACCGCCUUUUUGCCGACGAGUGUGAAGCCAUCUCGGGUCGAGGCGGCACUGCACUCAAAACAGUGGUUGGCAACCAGAUCCGUGAUUUCAUUACACGCUUUGGCGAAGCUCAGCGACAUCGCAUAGUUAACGUCAUGGAUGCUGAUCGCUGGGAUGCCCGCGACUUUGGAGAACCUGAAAAUAUGAUUCUCACCCGUAUUUUGGACGCAAGCACCAAGGACGUUGAAGCAUGGACGGAAGCAUCCAAGAUCUGGGUUCCUGCUAGUGAGGCGGAGAAGGCGGAACCUUCGCCACCCACCUCAGCGACCUAUGGAUCAGGUAAAGAGAAGGUUCGAAGUGCUGUUGUUGACGAGCAGAAGUACAUCCUGCCUGAUUCAGCGCUCGCCAUAAUGCGUACUAUUGAAGAGUUCCAGUUCCUCAUGGCGAAUAUUCCCAACAUGAUCCAAGACAUCGCUCCUCAACUUCUUGAGAUCUUGAAGCUCUUCAAUUCGCGGUCUUCGCAACUCAUCCUCGGCGCUGGCGCCACGCGAAGUGCGGGGUUGAAGAAUAUUACAACAAAACAUCUUGCUCUCUCGUCCCAAGCUUUGAGUUUCGUCGUCGCACUGGUUCCGUAUGUACGGGAAUUCGUUCGUCGCCACGGACAAGGUAACCAGGUCAUGGCCGAGUUCGACAAAGUCAAGCGCCUGUGCCAAGAGCAUCAGAAUGGCAUUCAUGAAAAGCUGAUGGAUAUCAUGACCUCACGUUCAAACGUUCAUGUGAACGCCAUGAAGAAGAUUGAUUGGGAUGCUGAACCCGAAACUAGUGCGGUCCAUCCCUACAUGGAAACCCUCGCCAAGGAGACAGGUACUCUGCAUCGUGUUCUGAGCAAACACCUGCCCGAAAUGACCGUCGACAUGAUCAUGGGCCCUGUCUUCAACAGUUAUCGCGACCAGUGGGUCAAGGCCUUCGGUGAAGCGCAAGUCCAAUCAGAGACUGGAAAGAAGAGUAUGACUAAUGAUAUUGAACAUUUCCGAGCCAAGCUCAGCAAGAUUUACGGUGCCGCUGCUCUUGGCGAUAAACUGCUCGAGCUCGUACAAGCGAAGACAGUCUCCACAGCACUUUUCGAUGCAGAUUCGCCUGAUCUCGUGAACGGUGAAGAUGAAGAGAAGGAAGAGGAAGAGAAAGGAUCUGACUCUGCGCAAUCCUGA